AUGAGUCUUAGUCUUCAAGACGAACUGGAUGUCAUGCUGCAAGCCGAGGAGCUUUGGAGUCUAUCAGCAAACGAAGAAGCCAAAUCGAUGGACGACGCUAUCACUAAGAGUAGCUCACAGCCUGAGACCAAUGCCGAGCUUCCAACCUCGUCCUCUGAAGAAGAGCUAGAGUUUCCCCCUGAGGUCCUGGGAGAAAUUGACGCUAUUCUUCUGGCGGGCGUUCAAUUUGGUACCGCUUCCCAGGAUAACUCUUCUCAGGCUGCUGCUGCCCAGGACUCUACUCUUCAGGUUGCUGUUUCUCCAUCCACUGCUCCUCAAGUUGCUGCUCACACUUCUCCAAAUCACGCAUCUCAAAUUACUACUCCCCAAAUUUCCACUUCCCAGGUCACUGCUCCCGAGGUUCUCGCUCCUACAGGCUCUGCGACUCAGGUUACUUCUUCUCCUGUUCCUGUGCGUCAGGUUGCAACUCCUGAGAACUCGGCUUCUCCUGUUCCUGUACCUCAGUUCUCUGCUUCUCAGCUUGAUAUUUCUCAGGACCACGCUUCUCAGCUCUUUGAUUUGUCUGAGCUCGUCCCUCAGGCCUCUGCACCUGAGGUCGUGACCACUGGCGUCUCUGCUCCUGCUGUUGGGCCUCAGGCUGUUUUGGCUCAGGUUGCGACUCCUGACGUUUCUCCUCCUCAAGCUGCUGCUUCUCCAGUUGCUGCUCUCCAGGCUUCUACUCCUGAGGUUGUUGCCUCUCAGCUUGUCGGUUUAUGGGAUCUCGCCUCCCAAAUCUCUGCUCCCCAGGUUAUGACCUCGAGCGUUUCUGCACCUCAGGCUAUUGCUCCCCAGGCUAUUUCUCCGCUUAGCUUUGCUCAUCAGGUUGCAACUCCUAGCAUUUCUCCUCCUCUUGGUUCUGGCCCUCAGACUGCUGUCUCACCGGUUGCUACUCUCCAAGUCUCUGCACCUGAGGUCCCAGCUCCUCAGCUCUACACAUCCCAGGUUGUUGCUCCUCAGGCGACUGUGCCCCAGAGCUUCGGUUCCCUUUGCGGUUCUUACGGCUACGCUUCCCAGGACUACGCCCCUCAGAUUACUGCGCCCCAGUAUUUUGCUUCUCAGGCUUCUGUUCUUCAGCUCUAUGCUCCACAGGCUACAGUUCCUCCGGUCUGUGCUCCUCAGGUUACUGCUCCUCCGGCUUCUGCUGCUCAGUUCUAUGCUCCUCAGAUGUCUGCUUCUCAGCUUGAUGCUCCUCAGCUCUAUGGCCCUCAGCUCUAUGCUCCUCAGCAUUACGCUGCUGCUCCUCAAUUCUCUGCUGCUCAAAUUCCUAUUUCUCAACAUUAUGCUCCUCAGCCUUGUGCUUCUGAGGCCUGGGCUUAUGCACCCUGGUCUUUUGCUCCUCGAUAUCCUGCUCCAAUUCCUCAACUUUCCCCGUCCGUUAUUCGAAGUUAUGCCCCCCCUCCUCAGGUUCCAACUCCCGUUUCAUCGGCUCCAGCUGUUUCUCCUCAGCCUCUUUUCGAUCCUCCAGAUGUCCCUCCUGGACCUCGCGUUCGACUUCUGCGCGAGACCACAUGGGUUUUCGGUAUCCAGCCAUGGGCUCAUCUUAUGAGCCUGACUCCGGUCCGAGAACCCACUAACAACCGGAUGAUCAACAUCAAGGAGACCAAGGACCUCAAAAGCUUUUUGGAGUCUCGUCUCCGCAAGCGAGUUGCCAUGCUCGCUCAGGCUGUUGGUGUCCGUCUCGCUUCCGAGUGUAAGCAGUGCGCCACAGGCAAGGGCCAAUUUGUUGGGUGUGUUGUGAUUCCCGAUCAGCUGGACGGAGCUUGUGCGAACUGUCUGUGGGAAAAGUCUCCCGGUCAGCCUGGUCAAUGCAGCUUUUGUGAGUCCAUCCAUUGA
Molecule: messenger RNA, 1872 nt
Organism: Penicillium diatomitis
Lineage: Eukaryota; Fungi; Ascomycota; Eurotiomycetes; Eurotiales; Aspergillaceae
Product: DUF3716 domain-containing protein
Exons: 1
Coding region: 1-1872 (623 amino acids)
Source: RefSeq, a predicted model, not a curated record